Molecule: messenger RNA, 1426 nt
Organism: Lutzomyia longipalpis
Lineage: Eukaryota; Metazoa; Arthropoda; Insecta; Diptera; Psychodidae
Product: actin, muscle
Exons: 2
Coding region: 160-1290 (376 amino acids)
Biological process (GO): mitotic cytokinesis
Source: RefSeq, a predicted model, not a curated record
CGACUGUCGUGGGUUAUUUUUAACAUACCCCGAACACAUAUAAGACACCACAAACGUAGUCUAAAGUAACUCAGUUGCUCCAAGAGCGUUCAUCAGAAAUUCAGUAUACCUCCACCGGAAAAGAACCUCUCCCGCGAGAAGACUCCAACGCAAACAACAAUGUGUGACGAAGAAGUUGCUGCUCUUGUGGUUGAUAAUGGCUCCGGCAUGUGCAAGGCCGGUUUUGCCGGUGAUGAUGCCCCCCGUGCUGUGUUCCCAUCCAUUGUAGGACGACCACGUCAUCAGGGAGUGAUGGUUGGCAUGGGUCAGAAGGACUCCUAUGUGGGUGAUGAGGCCCAGAGCAAACGUGGUAUCUUGACCCUCAAGUACCCCAUUGAACAUGGUAUCAUCACCAAUUGGGACGACAUGGAGAAAAUCUGGCAUCAUACCUUCUACAAUGAGCUCCGUGUUGCCCCAGAGGAGCACCCUGUUUUGCUCACAGAGGCCCCUCUCAAUCCCAAAGCGAAUCGUGAGAAGAUGACCCAGAUUAUGUUUGAAACCUUUAAUUCACCCGCCAUGUAUGUGGCCAUCCAGGCUGUACUCUCCCUCUAUGCCUCUGGACGUACAACGGGUAUUGUUCUGGAUUCUGGAGAUGGUGUCUCCCACACAGUGCCCAUCUACGAGGGCUACGCUCUCCCCCAUGCAAUCCUUCGUCUCGAUCUUGCUGGUCGUGAUCUCACGGAUUAUCUCAUGAAGAUUCUCACGGAACGUGGCUAUUCCUUCACAACCACUGCCGAACGGGAAAUUGUCCGGGAUAUCAAGGAAAAACUCUGCUAUGUUGCUCUUGAUUUUGAGCAGGAAAUGGCCACAGCAGCUGCCUCGACGUCUCUGGAGAAGUCCUACGAACUUCCCGAUGGACAAGUCAUUACAAUUGGCAAUGAACGCUUCCGCUGUCCAGAAGCUCUCUUCCAGCCAUCCUUCCUCGGUAUGGAAUCCUGCGGUAUUCACGAGACCGUCUACAACAGCAUCAUGAAGUGCGAUGUGGACAUCAGGAAGGAUCUCUACGCCAAUACCGUAAUGUCUGGUGGUACUACAAUGUAUCCUGGUAUUGCUGAUCGUAUGCAAAAGGAGAUCACCUCCCUUGCCCCGUCUACAAUUAAAAUCAAGAUUAUCGCUCCACCAGAGAGAAAGUAUUCCGUCUGGAUUGGUGGCUCCAUUCUCGCUUCUUUGUCCACAUUCCAGCAAAUGUGGAUCUCCAAAGAGGAAUACGAUGAAUCUGGACCAGGAAUUGUUCACAGAAAAUGCUUCUAAGCACGUACUAAAAGUAUUUUAUUUUCACUUUUUUUUGUUCAUAAAACCUCUCAAACAAAAGCUGCGUGAGAGGUAAGAAUUUUGUAUUAAGAGAUGUAUUAAUAGAUCAUAAAUAAAUAAUAGAAAUUUCUAAGAA